Molecule: messenger RNA, 2609 nt
Organism: Fukomys damarensis (Damara mole-rat)
Lineage: Eukaryota; Metazoa; Chordata; Mammalia; Rodentia; Bathyergidae
Gene: Wnt2b
Product: Wnt family member 2B
Exons: 5
Coding region: 769-1668 (299 amino acids)
Biological process (GO): multicellular organism development; neuron differentiation; cell fate commitment
Cellular component (GO): extracellular region
Molecular function (GO): cytokine activity; frizzled binding
Source: RefSeq, a predicted model, not a curated record
GUUCAAGGCCAGCCUGGACGACUUAGUGAGAUCCUGUCUCAGAAUAAAAUUUAGAAAAAGGCUGAGGGUAUAGCAGUGGAAGAGCACACGUCCAGCAUGUGGGAGGCCCUGGGUUUGAUCCCAGUAUAGGAAAAACUAAUCCCUGUCUUCAUGGAGCAGUGCAUCCAAAACAGGUUGGAACCUUUUUCAAAUCCAGAUUCUGACCUAGUGGCCUGUGUAGGGUGUAAGGAUCUACAUUUUAGCAAAUCCCAAGGUGAGGCAGAUACUAUUGCUUUGAGUAGCAAGGGGGCUAGAGUGGGGUAUAAGUUACUCUAUCAAAAAAAGAAAUAUGAAUUUGUUAAAAGCAGGUGAAAAGAGACCAUUCCAUGAGGAAGCUGGAAAGGAAAUGAACUAACUUCUGGAAAGGAAAGCAAAGCAAAGCUGGAGAGUUAGGCAUCUGGUAUCUUCUCCCAGACCAGGAGCUGGGGGAUUCUUUAAACAUCUUUGUGCCCCUAAAAGCUGAGCUCAGCUUGGCAUUUCGUAGGUAUUUUGCAAGCAUGGGUUGAACAGAGGAAAAUGGGCUCAGGCUGAAGCUCAGCAUUAUUGGAGACCCCAUUAGUGACUACAGGGAGCCAACUCCUGCACAGCGGGCAAGCACCAUGUUCAGCAGAGUCUUGAAACAGUUACUUAUUGGGGUACAUCGGGGCACUAGGGGCCCGAGUGAUCUGUGACAAUAUUCCUGGUUUGGUGAGCCGGCAGCGGCAGCUGUGCCAGCGUUACCCAGAUAUCAUGCGCUCAGUGGGUGAAGGCGCCCGAGAAUGGAUCCGAGAGUGUCAGCACCAGUUCCGCCAUCACCGCUGGAACUGUACCACGCUGGACCGGGACCAUACUGUCUUUGGCCGUGUUAUGCUCAGAAGUAGCCGGGAGGCAGCAUUCGUAUAUGCCAUUUCAUCAGCAGGGGUAGUCCAUGCUAUCACUCGUGCCUGUAGUCAGGGUGAACUGAGUGCGUGUAGCUGUGACCCCUAUACUCGUGGUCGACACCAUGACCAACGCGGAGACUUUGACUGGGGUGGCUGCAGUGACAACAUCCACUAUGGUGUCCGAUUUGCCAAGGCUUUUGUGGAUGCCAAGGAGAAGAGGCUUAAGGAUGCCCGGGCCCUCAUGAACUUACAUAACAACCGCUGUGGCCGCACGGCUGUACGGCGAUUUCUGAAGCUGGAGUGUAAGUGCCAUGGUGUGAGUGGCUCCUGUACUCUACGUACAUGCUGGCGUGCACUUUCAGACUUCCGCCGCACAGGAGAUUACCUGCGGCGACGCUACGAUGGGGCUGUGCAGGUGACAGCCACCCAAGAUGGUGCCAACUUCACAGCAGCCCGCCAAGGCUAUCGCCGUGCCACCCGUACCGAUCUUGUCUACUUUGAUAACUCCCCAGACUACUGUGUCUUGGACAAGGCUGCAGGUUCCCUAGGCACUGCAGGCCGUGUCUGUAGCAAGACAUCUAAAGGAACAGAUGGUUGUGAAAUUAUGUGCUGCGGCCGAGGGUAUGACACAACUCGAGUCACUCGUGUCACCCAGUGUGAGUGCAAAUUCCACUGGUGCUGUGCUGUGCGGUGCAAGGAGUGCAGAAACACAGUGGAUGUUCACACUUGCAAGGCCCCCAAGAAGGCAGAGUGGCUGGACCAGACCUGAAGACAUAGAUACCUCACUCAUCCCUCUACUUCAAGCCUCGCAACUCAAAAGCACAAGAACCUUGCAUGCACACCUUCCUCCACCCUCAACCCUGGGCUGCUACAGCUUCUAUUUAAAGACUUGGAGAGUAAUCCAGAGGGACCAUGGUGUCCCAGCUGGUUCCUUAGCCCUGGGAAGGAGUUGAUAGGGAAUAUAAGAAACAGUGGCUCGCUGGCUUCCCCUCUGUAGAUUUGAAGGGAGAGUAGAAGAGGUGUAGGGGGUCUUCAGAGUGAUCUGAGUUGCACUAAAGUACCAGUUUUCAAGGUCAAGGCUCAUUUUUUCCUUUCUUUGCACUGGUUUCCUAAUACUUCUUUGGUGUGCAAGAGAAAGGAUCCCUAGAGACCUUUUAAUCCUGCCCUGGCUGAGGAUAGAUAGGGCAGAGAUGAAACCACAUGCCCUUCCCAGGAGAGACUCUGAGAAGAUAUUCUGGUACCCAAAAGAUAAGGAUAACACUGUAUCAUGGAGAGAAUGAAUGCUAGACACAAGUUCAGCAGUUUAUAAACUGUUGCGUUUUAGAGGGGGAAAAUCAUGUAACAUACAAACAUACAUUCUCUCUUUUCUACAUAUACCAGAUAGCACUGCCUCUUUUGCUUAUUUGCUGCCUGCUCAAACGGGUGGCGUACAGUGGGUUCCCAUGCCUAACAGUCUCCAUACUAGGAGAGAAUAAUUUAGUAAGGCUAAGCAGGCCCAAGGAUUCCCCCUCCAUUAUUCUGAAGGUUAGCUGGGUUUGAGAAACACAGUAAAAGAUAGUUACUCAUGAAAAGUGAGAGAGGUAAGCAGACUUGAUCUUAAGGGCCACAUGAGGCCAGUGUAUACUAGGAAUAUAGGGAUCUCUGGCUUUGGUAAUGUUUUGUUUUUUUGUUUGUUUGUUUUUUGAGAUAGGGUCAUCCUGUGUUGCCCAG